AUGGUAAGGGUAUUUCUAAGGGUGAUGGUAAGGGGUGAUGGUAAGGGUAUUUCUAAGGGUGAUGGUAAGGGUAUUUCUAAGGGCAAGGGUAUUUCUAAGGGUGAUGGUAAGGGUAUUUCUAAGGGUGAUGGUAAGGGAAGGGUAUUUCUAAGGGUGAUGGUAAGGGUAUUUCUAAGGGUGAUGGGUAUUUCUAAGGGUGAUGGUAAGGGUAUUUCUAAGGGUGAUGGUAAGGGUAUUUCUAAGGGUGAUGGUAAGGGUAUUUCUAAGGGUGAUGGUAAGGGAAGGGUAUUUCUAAGGGUGAUGGUAAGGGUAUUUCUAAGGGUGAUGGUAAGGGUAUUUCUAAGGGUGAUGGGUAUUUCUAAGGGUGAUGGUAAGGGUAUUUCUAAGGGUGAUGGUAAGGGUAUUUCUAAGGGUGAUGGUAAGGAUAUUUCUAAGGGUGAUGGUAAGGGUAUUUCUAAGGGUGAUGGUAAGGGUAUUUCUAAGGGUGAUGGUAAGGGUAUUUCUAAGGGUGAUGGUAAGGGUAUUUCUAAGGAAGGCACCUCUGUGAAAAAUGCAUUUCCUUGA
This is a messenger RNA of Physcomitrium patens, 564 nucleotides long. The record is from RefSeq and is a predicted model, not a curated record. NCBI's taxonomy places the organism in Eukaryota, Viridiplantae, Streptophyta, Bryopsida, Funariales, Funariaceae.